AUGGUGCAGCCAAGGUCAUCCAAGUCCGUGCCAAUAAUGCCCUCGCGACCUGGAGCUGCAGAGGGUCACCACAGGUCGCAAAGACGACCUUCCCCCACUCGCAGGCACUCGCCUCGACGGGAACACCACCCAAGAACCUCCAGAGACCAAGUGAGGGCCUCCGUGAAUGAAUCCAGCGCCUCAAGGAGCAGAAGUAGUGGACCUUUUUACUCCAGGUGUAGCAGGAGGAACUCUUGCUCCCCCGUCAGGUCCACGGCACCCCGUGCAGCUCCUAGACAUAGGGCAUUGGAGGAAACCAGUAGCAACAGCAGCACAUAUCCUAUAUUAUUGUCGCAGCGACACAGAGAAGCAAAUGAGAAUGAGAACAGAAGACAGAUGUUGGAGAGAGGAACAAUGCUGGAGCAUGAAGAAGAGGAAUUCAAGAAGAGGACACUAGGGAGUAGAAUUUGUAAGGCAGCAAAGCUGAUGUCUGGGUUCUUGAUAUCAAUGGGCCUUGUUAUGGUGUUUUAUGUGAUCAUCACCACCAUCAUGGGAGAAUCCUCACCUCUAGAUAUCUUCAACUUUGAAUUUGGCAAUGAAGACCUCUUACAGCGCCAGGAGAAUGUGACAGAUGCUACAUCAAAACCAGAAAUCAAGAGACGAGAGCCUGAUUUUGGAAUACGUCUGGAAUCGGACUCUCACAUGAUCGAUUCUAAGGACUCAGAGGGUCAUAACUCAAAUGUUUCUGCGGGGGAAUUUUCAAUGAGGCAAAAAGAGGGAGGAGAAACAACACAAACUGACACAAAUUUUAUGCCUUUCCCAAGACCCCCUCAUGGGCAGAACGGGAUUAUUCCCCAAAUCCCAGUUGUUCCUCCACCCAUUCCAAGAGGACACAACAACCCUCCAGUCCUCUCACCGAAGCAUCAGCUUAGACCCUUACGUCCACUUCCACCUCGUCCUCAGGUCCCUCCCCGCCUGCCUCCAAGAGGUCCUGGCAGUCUUCCUUUACUACCUCAACGGUCCCCCAGUAUCUCGAACAAUAACCCUAUGGCAAAUAUUCUCAAGAUGUCUGAAAGUCAGCAACGUCUCCCAAUUAACUUAGGAAAUCCAGUGGGAGGAAGUUUUACAGGUCAACACAGUUCAGCUGGAAUGAGUAAUGGUCAGGGAAUGAACAAUAUGAAUGGCAUGAAUAAUAUGAACAAUAAUGGCAUGAACAAUAAUGGCAUGAACAAUAUGAAUGGCAUGAACAAUAUGAAUGGCAUGAACAAUAUGAAUGGUAGGAACAACAUGAAUGGUAUGAAUAAUUUGAAUGACAUGAAUGGUGGUUUCAACAAUAAUGGUAUGAAUAAUGGUAUGAACAAUAUGAAUAGCAUGAAUGGUUUGAACAGUGCUAAUAGGAUGAACAAUAUAAAUGGCAUCAAUAAUGGGCAAGGAACUAACAGUGGAAUGCACACUCCGCCAUUAACCAGCUCGGGUCAGGAUAUCUGGAACUCUCUCUUUGAGAUUAUGAAUCGCCCCAGCAACUCUCCUGGGACAGUGAAUGGACAUCACUCCAGUGGGACCACCAGUACUCAGAGGAAUGGGAGGUCCAAGACCUGA
This is a messenger RNA of Homarus americanus (American lobster), 1578 nucleotides long. RefSeq names its product homeobox protein 2-like. The transcript has 5 exons. Lineage: Eukaryota; Metazoa; Arthropoda; Malacostraca; Decapoda; Nephropidae. The record is from RefSeq and is a predicted model, not a curated record. Bases 1 to 1578 code for a protein of 525 amino acids.